Moesziomyces antarcticus is the source of this 6618-nucleotide messenger RNA. RefSeq lists its product as uncharacterized. The record is from RefSeq and is a predicted model, not a curated record. The coding region runs from base 1 to 6618 and encodes 2205 amino acids. NCBI's taxonomy places the organism in Eukaryota, Fungi, Basidiomycota, Ustilaginomycetes, Ustilaginales, Ustilaginaceae. The transcript has 2 exons.
AUGAAUCAGAGCAGGAGCGGACCAUGCGCAGGCGCGGGGCGAAGGCCUGACGCCGGCAAGGCACGCCGUCGAUCCUGGCGGAUCAGCGACAGCUUGCGGAUGUCAGGGUCCAAAAGUCAGGCGAGCCCAAUUCCGCAGGCGGACGACGCAUUUGGAAGAGGCGGAUGGAAGUGGCUCUGGAGCGAGAGCGCUGGCGCUGCCAAUCAUGCAGAGCCACGCCUCCACACCCUCGCCUCGUCGCGCCCAGCAGCCGCGUCAUUUACGCGAAGUGCACGGCAAGCCGGGUCCGGGUCCAUACGACAAGCGGUCUCGUCGCUGUUCGGUCGACCCAGCUACAGGCAUCCAAUCAAGUGGCAAGGCAGCAAGAGCCCAAGAGAUGAAAACUUGGGCAGUGAAGAAGAGGGAAGCGGGCCGCGGAGCCUACAAGAUUCGGUGGCUGGGACCCACUCUCGUUCCCGCAGAGGUCCCGUUGCUUCCAAGGGCAAUCGCAGUGCAGGCACCUCGGCGCUCUCGGCGAUUCUGCCAUACGCUUUCAGUCCAAGUCUCGAUGAGGAAGGAGGGCGCAACUCAGACGAUACUGGUUGCUGCUUCUACCGCCGCCGCUGCUCCUGCUGCCUCCCGACGUAUUGGGUCCAGAAGGAGCCACCAGAUGCUGCUAUCCAUGGCGCUGCUGCUGGCUGGAUAAGGAAAGAAGCCGAUCUGGAAGCGCCCGCUUCCCGUCAGUGUCUCCGAUCUGUCGCUGACACUGCUGAGACUGCGCAUUUGCAGAAGGGAGCCAGGCCUUCGCGUUUCCGCGUCGGGCUCAAUUUCGCAUUUUCCAAAAUCCGGUUUGGGAAUCAGUCGCAUCAUCUGCACGAGCAGCCGCCCUCGCAGCUGGACAAAGCUGAUGCUGUUCGAGCCCAGCGAUCCACCGCUGCUGCUGCAGCCUUCGCUGCUCCAGCUGCAUCCUUCUCUAGAACAGGAUCUGGACAUCGCGACCGCCCUGACACCAACCAACUUUGUCCCCAUGCCAGCCCUUCCGUAGGCGUCUCCCCUGCCCUCAUCGGAACCAACGCGGAGACUUUCGAACCCACCCUUCUCAGUGACCAUCAGCCAGCAGCCGCACGCUCUUCGAGCCCUUUCUCUCGUUCCUCGGACCUUCUCUGCCAACCGCAUCCUUACGGAGUCUGGCAUCGCAACCAGCAGAGCCCAACCAGCCUGCCCGUGCCUCCCAAACGGUCCGCUUCCGCCUCCCUUGUACGCCACGACAUCGAGCCACAUCGCUCGCUCUGCAAGCAUAACCGCAACAUCCAUCCGUUAGGAGCCUCUCCUGACCUCUCCUCUGCCAUCGUGUCGUCCCGCUUGUCCAGCGUCACCCAACGCUCUUCACUCGGCUACGCCGACGUGCGUGCCUCUGGCUUCCCCUUCAUUAUGCCCGACAGCGGCUCCGAGGCCACCAACACUCCAGCAUCCGAGCUUGCUUCCGACCGCGGCUCCCUUCGUCCUCUCACCGCCAGAUCGGACGGCGGCUCCGUGACCAUGACACGCUCCUAUUCCGACCGCCCAAGCAUGCGCAGCUACGAAGAGAGCUCAGUCAGCGCCAAAGGUCCCGGUGCGACCAUCAACCGUACGGCGGGCGAGCAUCUCGGCAGCACGCUCAGAGAACACUUCACUCCCUCGCCUAUGCCGCCGACGUUCACCUCGCACCACCAGCACGACGUCAUGCCUGCUGAAGAACGUCGCAGCACUUCUGUCAACGGCGAGACUACCUCUUUUGACAAGCCAAUCGCAGAUCACGACGCCGACUCCCGUAUCGGACCACCAUCGUCCGCGAGCCGAAACGUCAGCCCAGCCGCCGCCAGCUUGGACACAGCCAGCUCCCCAAUCAUGAAGAUGCGACCUGCAUCGACAACCACCCCUUCUCUGCGCGACUUCCCUGUCAACACUGAUCUCAACCCCAGCUUCGAAUCGGUGCAUGCGCCCGUGCGUCAGCGCACCGACUCGCGUCCCACCAUCUCGCCCACCAAUACAUCGCGCGCCAUUUCGACGCCUGCCCCCAUGCCCGUGCCGCUUGCGCUGCAAGACCACCGCCCCACCGUCCGCCGCGCCCAAGGCCAGCGUGCAGAGAGCGAAGUCGUCCGAAGCCGCAGCUCGUCCAAGCCCUUCAGCUUCCCUUCGCGCGCCAGCGUUCAGUACACAGCACGCGAACGAGGCGACGUGCUCCAAAACCGCUCAUCGCAGGCAAAGUCUGGCGGCUCUUUCAUUCGUCGGCUCAUUCGCAGGGCCAGCCUCAAGGGAAAGAGGUCGCAGUCCGUCGGAGGCAGCGCAUCUUCGGUCCUCAGCCCCGGCAAGACCUCCAUCGCGCUACCGACAGAGCUCGAGAUCGAGGACGCUUCCGAGAAUGCGUCCACACCUCGUGCUGAAAGCUUCACGUCCAAGAGCUCGUCCAAGGACACCAAGCCCCGUCGCGGUAGCCUCACUCGCCGUCGCAGCAAGUCCAAGGAUCAAAGCUCGGCCAACGGGUCCAAGUCGUCGUCCUUCUUUGCGCCCUUCCUCGCUCGUGACCCAGCCAAACUCAACGGCAAAUUCCGUUCCCAGCGCGAGGACUCGUUCGGUCAUCUGGGUCCCCUUCCUCUUGAUGACCCUCCUCCCUUUCCCAAGGACGGCCUGCCUUUCAGCUCCAGUGCUCCAAUCCUGCCCCGCGACCUCGACUUUUCCCAAGCAAACGCGGUCAAGAGCCGCGAUUAUGCCGACAAAGAAAGGACGGAGAAGACUGUGCCCUCUUCCGAUGAUAGCAAUGAAGCCACCGAGCUUCUGGAUAGUCCUCACAUGAAGCAGGCCGCCGACCCUGGCACCCCGACUCUGGACGAUGACGCACAACGCCGACUGUCGCACAUGACCGAUCAGACAGAAAACAGCACGGGCAUGGGCAUGGCCCUGACUACGCGCAACAACUUCGAUUUCCAGGAUUCACUCGGUCUUAACGAGCUCGCCGCGGCCGGAAGGCAACUUCCCGGGACCAUCGGCUCUGACAGUCACUCCUCCCGCGCUGGGCCUGCUCUGCCUUCGUCCAACGGACACUCGAACAUCACUGAGAGCCACUCUCGUCCUCGCCCCGGCAUCCCUCGUAUGUGGCAAGGCAUCGACUCGAUCGAUGGCGACCAUACGGUCCGCUCCACACACAUCGAUGAUGCUGAGGACUCCGACGACGCGUCGCCGGGACGCAAUCUCCCCGCCAAUCGCUUCGACACCGCAACGACGACAAGCUCGUUCAAGACUGCCGUCAGCAAUCUCGACUCACCCCGAUCCAACUCGACCCGCCGCCACAACAUCGGUUCCAGGGCGUCGAGGGUGAGCUUGCGCACCUUGGACACACCACUGGCUCGCCACUUUGACCAGGCAGGCAGGCAGGACUCGCCGCUCGCCGAUCUCAUCACCAACCUCGAGAGACGUCUGAGCAUCCCGAGCACUGCCGGCACCAUGAGAUCGACCCCGUACCAUGAUGCUGCUGCUUCGCCGGGCAGCGAGUUCCUGCAACUAGAGCCAGAACAGACGCUCCCGGCCAUCGCAGCUGGGCCCUCUCCUCCGCCCUCGCUCGGUCACCACGACCUUGACGAUGAGGACGACGAAGGAUCGAUUCGGGCCUUCCCGCACCAGGCACAUCCGUCGGCUGCUUCGCACACGGCAUUAGUCGAGACGAUGGGCCACUCGAACCGCAACUCGUAUGCCGAACCCACCUCGCCAACGACGCCCGGUACCUUCGGCACCAAGGAUGGCGAGCAGCACUGGUACAAGCGGGACACGUUUGGCGGCCUCGACUCGAUUCCAAUGUCGGCAGAGACGCCGCGAUCCGUGGAGCCCGUCUCGAAUACGACCCGGCCGCAACUCUCGCGUUUCUCAACAGCCACCAUGGGCGGCGAGGAUGAGAACCUCCAGGCAGGCGACUCGGGCGAAGGCGACCAAGAACAGCAAGAGGUGAUCCUGCCCGAGGUGAAAGUGUCGGAGAUUGAGAGCCACCUGGCAGCGGUCGAAGCGGCCUUACAGGACAAUCGCGACGAAGGAAGCUUCGAUCCCACGUCUCUGCGACAGCGAAUGUCGGAUGCGUCCUACGCGACCCAUCCAAACUUGUCGUCGGCGAGCAUGCUCUCGCGCGAGCCCAGUCAGCAGCCGGCACCGCGCGCGGCCGAGCAGAGCACCGACGACUUGUCGCUGCCAGGUGCUUGGACGCAGGACAGCUCGUCGUUCAUCAUGAGCGACGACGGCCGGCGCAUCACGCUCGCGCCAGAAUCACAUGAGGCGCUGGCGGAUGCGGUCCGAAGCGUACGAAAGGCCAUCAGCUCGUCGCAUCUGACUGACGCCGACGAAUCACACACUGCGAUUGCGAGUCGAUCAGUGGAUACGCUGGGCAUGGAAAGCUUUGUCUCGGAUGCAGCGGAGCCAGCCGGAGAGCGCACGCUUGCCGGCGACAUGUCGAUGCUUUCGGAAGCGACCCCAGGUCGGGCCGCACGUCGGCGACAGGAGGGUAUCCGAGACAUCGAAGAGGCUUACAAUCGCAUGCUGGCUCUGGUACAGUCGACGGCCAUCGGUGUCACGCCGUCUCCCCAGAUGCGUUCCGAUGAAGCUCGUCUUGGCGUGGAGCCUCCUCGCCGUCCGAAUAAGGCUGGUAUUCCGAACACCACUACGACUGAGCCUUUCUUCACCUCUCCGCUGGCAAAGGCCUCGACGAAAACGGACGAGCCUCUCACCCAAGCUGCUCAGUCCAAGCGAACAGCCUUUGACGGCGGGAUGGUGCAGCAGCCCGGACGAACGCAGGUCCGCGCGCAGGCUCCGGCAGACCAUCGAACUUCAACCUCAUUGUCGGGCCUCAUGGGCAUGCCUCUCGACGUCAAUCCGCAGAUGCUGCGCCAUGGCAGUGUCUCUUCGGUUGCCUCUGUGGCGGAUAACUCGAUGCGCGAUUCGAUCGAUGGUGCUGCCGUGCGCAAGCGGCCUCCUUCGGAUGCCAAGUCGAGCUCUAGCCGAUAUUCGCAGGCCUUCAGCCGAGACCACGCUGCCUCUUCGCUGAUCGAAUCGGACAGCUUCCGCAAGCGCUUCAGCAGUGACAACACGACCGUCGGUCGGGCCAGCUCGGGUGGCGGACACACGUCUCCGUCCGCUACCGCCAAGACGCUGGGCACCCCGCGCUCGUUUGCCACGUCAAUCUCGCAGCACUCGCUCGCCAAUAUGGUGCGACGCCACGAGCUGGAGAAGGAGAGCUUGCUGGACACGCUGGAGCGCGUGCGCGCCGAGAAUGCCGACAUGCACGCGCGCCACGACAGCCUCACCUCGGAUCUGCACGCAGAAGUGACGCGGGUGCUUGAACUCGAACGAGAGCUCGAGCGUCGCGAUUCGCGCGAGGUGACGCUCAUCGGCCAGAUCCAAGAUCUGGAGAACGAGCUGAUGGAGCUGCGCUACCUGGACCAUCAACUGAAUGCUUCUGCCGAUCAGACGCUUGGAUCUGAAGACGGCGAGGGCUCCAUCCUGGAUGUGGAGCUGCCACCAACACUGCACACGAGCACGAGGAUGGGAAUCUCUGCCUUCUCGCCGCGCAGGAGUGCGGCAGGGUCCGCAUCUCCAGCGCCCUCCUCUGUGAUGUCGGCGGCGGCGGCGGCGGCGGCGGCCAAGCCGACACAUAGGAGCACCCGUUCCGAGGCCUUUGUCUCUGGUCUACCUGGCUCGGAGCGUGCAACUCUGCCGUCGAGCAGAAGUGAGCUCCCACGGGCUCGUCCAGUCUCGCUGCUCAACGGUCCGGGAGGCCUGUUCAGAGAAGACCGCUCAGACAGAGGCAGCCAAGCGUCGCCGCUUCCGACGCCACGCAGCAGCAGUCUGCUGCGCAGCAGCCAUCGAGCCCAAGCCAGGUCUGGCCGCGGCAAGGACGCUUCGCCCACGCUGCUCGGCCUCAGUCUGCCGAAGGACGAGGACGAGGCAUGGAACAUCGCUGACGAGCAGCUGCCGGAAAUUGAUGAUGAGCCCAAUGAUCCUGCCGUGGCCACAUGGCCGCGUCGAGGGCCGAGCAGCUCUGCGCAUGUCGAUGGCGUCGAAUCCUCGCUAGGCACGCAAAGCGGUCAGGAGCCCCACGACGAGACUGCCGACGACCGCAACAGCUCGCGUCCUUCCACGAUCACUGCCAAGAGAACUGCCGCUGUAGCCAACGGUAACGAGGUUUUGGAGCGCGACAGCUCGACCUCAUCGAUGCCGCGAUCCUCAUCGCAGGUCACGGUGACAAAAAACGCGGUCUCGCAGCUGCCGCGUGCGUCCGUGCGUGCAAGCAAGAUCCCCACAAGCCGCUCGGUCAGUGGCAUCUCGGAGUCUCCAAGCCACCGCAUUGUCUCGUCGCGUCUUCCCAGGCUGGGGCUCAAGCCGGGCGCCAACUACGCCAACGCGGCCGGCAUUCGCAGCGUGUCUGGCGCCACGGACAAGUCAACUGCGUCUACGCUGUCGUCCGUACACAGCACCAUGUCCUCCGGUGCCCCGCCGUCGCUUGGCUCGUUGCAGAGCGGCAACAACACGAUGGAGGAUGAGAUCCAAGCCGAACUCGCCCGCCUCGGGAACCCUCAGCCGUACAUGCGAUACUACUCGCCUCCGCGCAGCAAGAUGAUCUGA